Molecule: messenger RNA, 4161 nt
Organism: Desarmillaria tabescens
Lineage: Eukaryota; Fungi; Basidiomycota; Agaricomycetes; Agaricales; Physalacriaceae
Product: Rapamycin-insensitive companion of mTOR, N-term-domain-containing protein
Exons: 28
Coding region: 111-4070 (1319 amino acids)
Biological process (GO): TORC2 signaling
Cellular component (GO): TORC2 complex
Source: RefSeq, a predicted model, not a curated record
AGCUCUGGAAUCCUAAUUGGCAAGUGGCCCGACAUCCGUUGUGAUCGACGGUGGUUACGCUACGACUUGCUCGACAUCGGGGCGCGACGACACUCAGCUGGCCUGGAGAUAUGCCUUCAAAUCUUGCUGCUCCGUCGCUGUCUGGCUCUCACAUAUCCUCCUCUACCACUGUUGUCAAUGGACCACUUGACGCUGAUGACGCGCCUUCGUUCACGAGCUUGGAAGGGCAGGCCCCUGCUCAGCAGCUCGCGGAGCUAGACAACCAACUCGUGAUGCAGAACCGUAUCCUGGAGGGCGCAGAGAAUAUGCUCAAGGUCACUUUGACUGAUGCUCUCCGACUUCAAGUCGAGUCUGAAUUGGACAUGGCCAGAAGUCGAAUUGAGGCUAUCACCAAUAAGCGGAAGGAUAUACAGUCUUCUAUUGACAAGGGCAAGCAAGUCAACGGCGCGGCAGCAGUGAAGCGCAAGUUUUUCCAGGCAGGCCAUUCCCCCUCUCAAGCUAAACCAGUGAAAGAAGACACCGACGAUAAAGGGGACGACUUCCGUACUAUGCUUCAGAAUGCGUCAAACUGUGUGUCCAAUCUGCUCUCACUUGCCCGUCCGAGUACAUCGCCACAGACCACCCCGGGCGCUUCCUCAUCUACCGACCCUCCCACUUCCAAUAUCCCCGAAGCAGACAGGCCGUGGAUUGAUGCAAUGUCUAGGCUUACAGUCGUCCUCCAGAAGAAUUUACGUGUUCGUUAUGAGUUGAAUCUAGCAGAUGUCGUCCAAGCUGUCAUACCAGCGCUUGCAGAUAGGCGUUCGAAACAUUGUCGCGCAGCUGCCUAUCGUGUCAUAAGGCAUGCCCUGGUGGAUCAUGAUUCAGUCAAACGUUUGGGAGAACAGGCGCUGGAUUGGUACAUUGUAAAGUCUCUCAAUCGCGACAGCAAGUACGUCGUUGAGAAAGAGCAGGUCAUCAAGCUUAUCCGAACUAUUGUUGACAUCGGUACGAUUCGCCACGACUCACAUUCGUCCACGGGAGGCUCUGUGGGUGUUGUCCCUCUUUCCGAGCCCGUCAUGCGAGCAUUUAUCGCAGUCGCGGAGCAUGUUGAAGACCCGUUCAGACCUAUCUGUAUAUUGACGUUGACCGAAAUACUUCUCAUCGACAUUGAUCUCGUUGCCAGAACGGGUGGAACUCGCUUUUUGCUUCAUGCCUUGGGUGAAGGACCGGUUGAAUUAACUCCCAUUUUAUCCGCGGCUUUCUUGCACAUAGUGGAUAGUCCUCGGACUCGAUCUUACUUUACCGUUGGUACCGAUCUUGAGACUGCAUUGUCUGCGGUCACCGAUGCCUAUGGUAAAGGCCCCGAUCAUGCUGAACGGAUGAAAAGUUGCACCCAAGUUAUACAAGGCAUGCUUCGAACCUGGAGUGGUCUCAUGUACUUUUGUAUGCACGACAUGCGCGCACUGCGAUCUGUGAUAGAGACCCUUCGAAUCCCCUCUGUGGAAACAAGGGAAAUCAUUUUAAAUAUGUUCUUCAGCCUUCUCAAGAUCAAGACACCGGAAUGGUACCAAACCUUUAUCGAUGGAAGAAGAUUAACAAUGUACAGGAAGAGUCGUAGUAGUAUCGAUCAACGCAAGGAAGCCGAACAAGCGGAUCGUACAUCCCCAACUUCAAGGUUGACUGACCACUAUAUUGCCCUAUUGGUCCUCAUUUUCACAAACGCGGGGCUGCUUGAUGCGCUGACUUCUAUGCUGAGUGAAACUACAACGGGCACAAAUCUCUCGCGAAAGGCAACGCUUCUCAUGGCAGAGGUUUUACAAAUUGCAAAUCGAGUCCUGCCACUUUCUGUAGCUGCGAGAAUACAGGCUAUCCCGCAAAUUUUUGAUAUGGCAGCAGAUUUCGGUAACGGUGAACACCGAAUCAUUGGGACAUCAGCAAUGUCCGCUAUCGACAGUCUUGAUCGAAACCGUGCACGACUACAACCCGGACCCGUCAAACAAACCCGUGUACGGGCUAACUCUGUGGAGGACCCUGUUCGCCGCGGACAGCGUCAGGUAGAGCAAGCAAAGCUGAAGAUGAACAUGCAAAUGGAUGAUAAAACAUUCCAGUCCUGUGUUCUGGAAACUCAAGUGAUGGUUACAAGAGACUAUACGAAAUGGAAUUUUGACGUGUUACAAGAGCUCAUUGAAGGACCUCUGUUAAAUCCGAAGCGGAUGGAGGAGGCGAUCAGGGCAGCAAAGUUUAUCCGACGCCUUAUGUCAUUCUUCCACCCUUUCAGUCAUCGUUUCUCGGAGAUUCCGAAAAAUAAGGCUAAUCUUCGGUGGGCCCGGUUAGGGUGUUCACUUCUGACAACCUUGCUAGCUAGCCCUGAUGGAAUGAGGUUCCUAUCUAUGGAAGAUCAGUUUCUUACGCAGAUUGUCAAAAGCUUUGCUCAGCUUGAUCCCUUUAAUGGUCUUCCUGACCAAGAUCCGAUAUUCUCAAAAAAGAGAGUGGCUGACACUUUGACCUAUGGGUAUCUGGAGAUGCUCGGGACACUCAGUAAACAUAAAGAGGGCAUCGAAUUAUUGGAGAAAUUCAAGAUAUUCACCGCGUUCUAUCACCUAAGCGAGCUACGAAGUCGGGAGGAUCUCAUCAAAGGUAUCAUAGAGAACCUUGACUAUAGCAUCGAUGGACACCCUCGUAUCAUCUUGUCAAAAGCCCUUACUUCUAGCUAUAAGCACAUACGUCUCUAUGCGACACAGCAUCUUGGUGAUCUUAUUCGAGGCUCAGCUAACAAUGCGAACGUGUGGACUUUAAGACUUCUUCUGACGCAGCUUUAUGAUCCUGCACCAGAAGUGUGCGAAAUGGCUGCUCGUUUCCUCGAAGAGGCCUGUGAGUCCAAAGAAAUUCUUCAGCUUGUCGUCGAAAUGCGACCCACCAUGGAUCAUUUGGGUGAAAUUGGAAAUCCCUUACUUUUAAAAUUCACAUCUACCCCUAUGGGCUUUCGAUACUUGCUUGACGCUGGAUAUAUUGACCGAGAAUUAGACCUAUGGUUCAAUGAGCGGAAUCUCUAUUAUGUAGUACAAGUAGAGGUUUUCCUUUCCAAGGUAUUCCACGGUUCUAAUACUUCAGAAGAGGAAGAUGAUUCCCUCGCCUUUGAGGGUACGGUACCACCUCAUUUCUACGGUGAGAUGUCGAAAACCGAACUGGGCUGUCAAAUUUUGCAAGAGAAAGGACACUUUUCCGAUUUCACCCAAUUCAUACGUCAGCAUGGUCUUGAGGGAGAAGAUACGGAAAUUAUCAUGAAGUUAAAAAGCAUCUUAUGGGCAGUGGGUAAUGUUGGAGCCACCGAAGGAGGCUUAUCGUGUCUUGAGGAAGAGGACAUUAUUCCAGCGGUAUUAGAUAUAGCCAACAACUCUCCGAUACCAUCAGUUCGUGGGACUUGCUUCUUCGUCUUGGGACUAGUUUCCUCGACUUCCCAAGGCGCGGAGAUCCUUGAUGAUUAUGAGUGGGAGGCGACGGUGACACCACUCGGAUUGCCCACUGGACUAUGUAUACCGAUGGAUGCGGAGAAAUUCAUUACUAUACCACCCUGGACUCAACACACCCCGGAAUCACGCCAGUCUCGCCUUAUACCACCAACUUCUGAGGUUGAGCUCGAAGUUAUCACAGCCCUUCAGAACCUCUCAAACUCUGUUAUUGCAAACGCAGCAUCUCGAACAUUGACCAAGAUGAAAUCACGACCUGAGUACCGCGCAGUGUUCUCCUCACCAACGAUGUUUUUCCGAGCCCUUCAUAUGAUAUCAAUGCAACGGUAUCGACUGCCAGUUCGCAGAUAUAUCAUGGACUUGUUCACCGUUGAAAUGGACUCAAAUCUCAUUGCCAAGCUAUUGGACGCAGCAAAAUCCUUGGAGGCUCAUCCUGACUAUAAACCACCAAAGUCUGCGGCGAAUCGGGUAAGCAUAUUUAGCCGUCUGGGACGAAGUCGCCGGCCAGAGGAGAGUGACGAUGAAGGCGAGGAUGAUGGACCUGAGGCAGAGGAUGUUCCAUUGUCGAAAGAUCCACCGCCUAUUAGUUGUCGUCCUGUGAGCAGGAUUAUUGGGUUUGAGUGACUGUACAGUUUUAUAGUUGAUGGACUACUGGAUAUCAUUAUCUUGCGUGUUGUAUCUGUACUAUUUAAAUAAUUGCACAUUUGAUUAAAUG